AUGGAUCAUCUAGAAAAUAUAGUAACACAACUUAUCCCGGAAGAGCAUAGGUCGAAAUGGAUUGCACGUAGCAAUCAUAAUGUGAAAUGUUUUACAGAAAAGGAGAUAAGAACAUUUACCAACAACUAUGGGACUGUCCUCGGUAGAGGUGCUUUUGGAGAAGUCUAUCACGGGGUUCUUGAGGAUAAAAGUAAGGUCGCAGUCAAGAGGUUUAUCUACAAUGUGAAAGAAAAUUUUGCCAAAGAGUUGAUCGUCCACCGUGAGAUCAAUCACAAGAAUGUAGUAAAAUUAGUCGGCUACUGUAUAGAUGAAAAUGCUCUGAUGGUGGUCAUGGAGUAUAUUCCUAAAGGAAAUCUGAGCAACAUACUUCACCACCAUAGUAGUCCCAUCGCUUUGGAUACACGGCUAAGAAUUGCCAUUGAAUGUGCAGAAGCAUUGGGCUAUAUGCAUUCACAAAUGUAUACUCAGGUCAUUCAUGGUGAUAUCAAGCCUGCUAAUAUACUUCUGGAUGAUGGACUCAGCGCAAAAAUAUCAGACUUUGGAAUAUCAAGACUACUCAACACCGAAAGUACUCUAUAUACUCUAAAUGUGAUAGGAAGUAUAGGCUAUAUGGACCCUCUGUUUGCUCAGAAUGGCCGCCUCACAGCAAAGAGUGAUGUGUAUAGUUUUGGUGUUGUGCUCCUAGAACUGAUAACGAGAAAAAAAGCAAGAACAGAUGAUGGUGAGAUUGGCUUGGUUGAAAGCUUUAUUCAAUCCCUUUCAAAAGGGUUUAGGAGGGUGCGGGAGAUGUUUGAUCCUGAAAUUGCAACACCGAGUAACAUGAAGACUAUCCAAGAGAUUGUUAAAUUGGUAGGUAAAUGCUUGAGGAUGGAACUCCACAAACGCCCUGAGAUGUUAGAAGUUGCAGAACGUCUUCAAAAACUUAGAAAGGCUCCACAUCAGGUACAACAAAGACUAGCUCUAUUUUCUUGGGGAAAGAAAAAUAAACAAGUUCCAGCCGAAACACCAUUGCUGGAAAGCAGCAGCAGUACCCGAAAUGUGGGAACUUUUAUCGAGCUGGACGACCUGCUUCGGGCAUCGGCUGAAGUUCUGGGCAAAGGUACAGUCGGGACAACAUACAAAGCGACGCUUGAAAGUGGAUAUGGGAUGGUGGUCAAGAGGUUGAAGGGUGUGGACUUGCGGAAUGCGGAGUUUGAGCAGCAUAUCACACUGAUCGGUGCCAUCCAGAGCAAACACAUUGUGCCACUGCAGUGGCAUUACUAUAGCGAGCACGAGAAGAUGCUAGUGUACCAUUUCAUCCCCAUGGGUAGCCUAGCAAAAGUGCUCCACGGUGACGGAGUCUCUGGCCCAGCUCCGCUCGACUGGGAGCAGCGGUCAUCCAUCUCACUUGCUGCUGCUCGCGGUAUCGAGGCAAUCCACUUAGUUGGGCCAUCGAGCUGCCAUGGCAACAUCAAGUCUUCCAACGUCCUGCUCACCGGCACCCACGAUGCGUGUGUGUCGGAGCAUGGCCUGGUAGCACUGGGCAUGUUUCAUCUCGAUGACUCCAGCUACUACGCUCCUGAGCUCGCCGGCAGCAGGUGGGUCCAGUCGCAGAAAGCCGACGUGUAUAGCUUCGGCAUCCUACUGAUGGAGCUUCUCACCCGCAAGGAUCCGGCAAGAAGCGUUCUGGAGGGAGUUGAUUUGCUACGGUGGGUGUGUUCCGUUGUAUAUGAGGGGUGGAGGGCGGAGGUGUUCGACAUGGAGCUCCUACGAGGGGGCUACAGGGAAGGGGGGUGCAUGCUGCGACUUCUGCAGCUCGCCAUAAACUGUUGCAGUCAAGAUGCCAACUCUAGGCCUACAAUGUCUGAUGUCGUGCAGCAGAUCGAAGAGAUCCGACCAACAAUCCUGACUCCACUCCUGACCAAGAACCUCCCACAUCACAGCGACUGA
Messenger RNA from Triticum aestivum (bread wheat), 1929 nucleotides. RefSeq names its product probable serine/threonine-protein kinase At1g01540. The record is from RefSeq and is a predicted model, not a curated record. Lineage: Eukaryota; Viridiplantae; Streptophyta; Magnoliopsida; Poales; Poaceae. Gene Ontology annotation, cellular component: plasma membrane. Gene Ontology annotation, molecular function: ATP binding; protein kinase activity. Gene Ontology annotation, biological process: protein phosphorylation. The transcript has 3 exons. The coding region runs from base 1 to 1929 and encodes 642 amino acids.